This is a messenger RNA of Dromaius novaehollandiae (emu), 1819 nucleotides long. RefSeq lists its product as uncharacterized. Gene Ontology annotation, cellular component: external side of plasma membrane. Bases 68 to 844 code for a protein of 258 amino acids. Gene Ontology annotation, biological process: T cell activation. The transcript is spliced from 4 exons. The record is from RefSeq and is a predicted model, not a curated record. Lineage: Eukaryota; Metazoa; Chordata; Aves; Casuariiformes; Dromaiidae.
UGCCUUGCGCGGCGGGGAGAGCCGGGCGCGUGGCCUGCGCGGCGGCGGCAGCGGGAGCUGACGGCUCAUGGGACCCCCACCAGCAGCCGGGCGAGGGGACUCGCCGCCCCGGCUUCUUGGGCGCGGAGGCCGAGCGAGGAUGAUGGCGGGUCUUGCAACGGUGCUUCUCUUCCUCUUGCGGCAAGCCGCGGCGCAGGACGGGCAGUCCAUGGUGGCCGGGGCCGUGGACGGCACGGCGUACCUGCAGCCCGGGCUGCCGGACCCGGCCCCCUACCACCAAAUCUACUGGCGCUACGAGAACUCCCGCAAGAUCGCGGUGCGGCUGUGGCAGCAGCCGCCCACCUACCCCGACCCCGCCUUCCACGAGCGGCUGGAGCUCUCCGCCAACAACACCCUCUGCAUCCGCCACCUGCGGAAAAGCGACAGCGGCACGUACUGGCUCUACCAGGAGGACGAGGCCGGCAAGGAGCGCACGGAGAGCGUCCGCCUGGCAGUGCACGAGCGGGUGCCGAAGCCCACGGUGCGAGCGGAGGUGAGGGCGAGCGCCGAGCACUGCGAGGCCACUUUGACCUGCUCCGUGGCCCUCGAGGACGUGGUGUACGAGUGGCUGCCGCCCCAGCAGCUGCCGGUGUCUGGCAGCGCCAGGCUGACGGUCGCCUUCGUCCCUGGCGUGGAGAAUUACACGUGCAGGGUCAGGAACGCCGUCUCCACCAGCAGCGCCUCGCUGACGUACCGCUACCCCUGCUCCUGGGAAGCCGAGCGCUCCGCCGCCUCCACCACCCAGAAGACCGAGGUGCUGAUGACUCUGGCCUUCCUCCUGCUCCUCCUCUUCCUCCUGGCUUAAGGAUGCGCUGCUGCCACCAGCUUUUCUUAUCUCGUCACCUCCCGUCGCUGACGCCCCCCCCCCGUCCCCGGAUGAGGCCUCCGAACUGGCAGAGCUGUGGUUUCCCGGUGCCGUGGAUGCCGUCACUGCCGCGGUGGGGCGGGGGGGGGGAAGGCAUCCGCGGGAGUUGCGCUGAAAAGCAUCUCACCCACCGCCCGCUGCUCCCCACGGGUCCAGGCUCUCCUGCACUCGUAAGCACUGUGUUGGCCCCCGGCCCACGCUCCACUCCCAGCCCUGCUGGCGCCUCCGGCGAAGCUCCGUGCCUCAGUUUCCCCUCCUGGCCCCUCGAUGCCUAGCUGUAAUCAGAGACUGACUUCUGCAGGUCAGGGGAAAAACAGAAAAAGCAUCUCGGGUUCACCUCACUUCUCACCGUGGUGCUUUGAGAACUCUAGCAGCGUAGAUCGUGUUUACAGUCCCGAGGUCCGGGAUGUUCCCGUCUCAGAGUCCGGGAUGUUCCCGUCUCGGAGCAGCGUGGCUGGGGGUGUCUGAGCGGGUGCUGGUGCUGCCAUCGCCCCCGCAGCACGUCUGGGGGUGAAACCUCCUCUCGUACCUCUGGGCACCGCCCGCAUGGACCUUUCUCGGGACACUCUGACACCAGCGGCUGCCCUGGAGCGUGGGGUAUUCCCGGGCAUCCCGGAGCCGACGGGGUGCCGAUGCCUUUUCCGGUACCAAGGCACAGCGCAGCAGCACAGGGUCGGGGCAGCCGUGUUUUCCCCGAAGUGCAUCAUGCCCCGAGAAGCUGGAAACGGUUUUGGCCUGUCCUGGGGUCCCCAAGACCGCGGGCGAGCGUGAGGUGCUGCGCGACGUCCGGGCCUGGAGCACCGGAGCAUCCCCGGGAGGCUGAGCUGAGGUUUACCAAAAAGGAGGCUCCGGCGGCGCAAGUACGUUUCCUGCCUUCAGAAACAAGUGCAUUAAAUUAUUCACUGUCACCUUAAA